GAACGGGACGCUGUGGGAAAAAAAAGGGAGGAGGGGGAGGAUGAACACAGGAGGAGGAAGAGUGACGGGGGGGGAUUUUGAAGGAAGCUCAACACAUGACAGGGAGGAAGAAGAAAGUGAGUGAUAGCACAGUGUGCAUCACGGGCAAGGAAUAGUGCUGUCUGUUUCUUCGUUUGUGGGAAAAAAAAAAAAAAAACUUUUCUCAUACCUUUAUUUCAUCCUGUGGAUUUUUAGCAAAGAUGAGCUGUAUCCCUGAAUCGCACAGUAUGACUAACAUCAUCGGUGCAGUAGAAUCACCGAUGGAGGACAAGCAGAGGAGAGGGAGCAGAGCCUAUCAGAUCUUCCCUGAAACCAACGAAGACUCAGAUUCUUACCCGGAGGACUUCCUCUACCGGAGGGAGCGCCUCCCCUCCAUCGUGGUGGACCCCACGGAGGUGAGUGAGCUGGAGAGUGGGGAGCUGCGCUGGCCUCCACGGUGCUGCAUGGGUGGAGAGCAAGAGGAUGAGGAGGACAGCAGCGGAGUCCAGACAGAGGGGGACGGGGAGCAGCAGGAGGACACGGGGAUGGAGGAGGGCUCGAUCUCCAGGAAAUCUUCUAUUGGACCAUCUCAAAGCCAAAUGUCCCUGUCCCGUUUGACCCCACCUGCUUCCCCCACCCCCCCUGAGGCGGCCCCUCCCUGCCUGAGGAGCUGAACCAGAACAACCUUCAUGAACUGACUCGGCUGCAGUUCACCUGAACUGUGUGUAACCUCUGAGCGGGAAACCUUUUGGAAAGGUGGAGCCUCUUACACACAUUAAACCAUUCUGACUCUGUAAAGUCUGUUUAACCUGAAACGCUAAACACAUUCCAGUUUUUUUGCUGUAAUUUGGACUGAUGCACCUAGUUUUCAAUAACCUGUGGUCAACUACUGUACAUUGCGGCUGCUGUGUGUGACACUGUGAGCAGAGUUUGUAGCAACAACUUCGAGGAUUUCUCAGGGUGAAUUUUUUCCUUAGUGACGCAAAUUUCAUCUUGCAGCAAAUAAGCAUGUGAUGAAUGAGUAUCAGAACCAGUUUACUAAACACUAGCAUGAAAGCCUGGCCCAGACCCAGCAUGUCUGUUAUGACUGUUACUGUAGUAAUAAAAGCCUCUACUGUGUCAUGGAAUAAUUCAGUCAUGGCAUUAGUGAACGUACAGACAUCACUUAGGAAGGGACGAAGUGUAGAGGCCAAUGGAUACACCAAGGAUAACAAUUACUGACAUCCUGCACACACACAGAAAUCACUGUUGCUAUUUAAAAUGUAUUGUUAAGUUACUGGUAAAGACUUAACUGAAUGAAAAAGACCAAAAAACAUAAACAAACCAAACAAAAC
This is a messenger RNA of Sphaeramia orbicularis (orbiculate cardinalfish), 1352 nucleotides long. RefSeq names its product protein LBH-like. The record is from RefSeq and is a predicted model, not a curated record. The transcript is spliced from 4 exons. NCBI's taxonomy places the organism in Eukaryota, Metazoa, Chordata, Actinopteri, Kurtiformes, Apogonidae. Bases 240 to 692 code for a protein of 150 amino acids.